AUUCAAACAUAAUCUAAUAAAGGAAGGAUCAACUAACAGCUUAGGAUCUCAAUUUUGGGGCCAAGAAAAACACAAUGAGCAAGCAGCCAGGCAUUUAUUCUGAUAUUGGCAAAAAUGCAACAGAUCUUCUGUAUGGAGAUCAUAUCAGGCAAUCGCCAAUUCGCUGUCACUACAAUUGGCUUGAUUUUUUGAGCUUAUACUUCAAGUGUCAAGUUAGUGGCAUUGUACCUGGGCUAAGUACACUUCUCAAGUUGCAUAUACGAGAUCAGAGGCCUGGAAAUGUGGAAGUGCAGUACAUGAAUAAUUAUUUUGGAGUUGCAACAGGCAUCACUUUGGCAAAAAGUCCCCUGUUAACUCUAUCUGGUGUCACAGGAAUUGGGUUUUUUAGCAUUGGUUCAGAGAUAUCUUUCGAUACAGCAACCAAAACACUGACCGAAUAUAAUGCUGGUUUGAACGUCAAUACUGACAUUCUCACUGCUUCACUCACCCUGAGCGAUAAAGCUGAUACUUUGAGAGCUCACUUUUACCGGCCAAUUCGACCCUUAACAAGCACUGGGGUUGCAGCGGAGAUAACGCAUAGGUUCAUCAGCAAACAGCCGACUCUAACACUAGGAGCUCAGCAUUGUCUGUUUCCUUUCAUGCUGAUUAAAGCUCGAGUUACAAGUGAUGGCAGUUUGGGUGCUCUUGUCCAAAACAAUAUUUUCUCAACAGUCUUUCUGACUAUCGCAACAGAGUUGAAUGUCAUGGAUGCCAGGAAUACUGCGAAACUGGGGUUCUCACUCGCCCUUAACCUUAAGCGUACCAGAGGCGAACCUAGGAUUUGAAGUUUCUGGCUACCCUUCACUUACCAGAGAACUCACAAUUCAUUUAUGCUACUAUGCUUGCAAUUUUAUUAUAAUUUUUUUCCUGAAUUAGCCGGCCCGCACUUCCGCAACUAAUAACGGGGUAUGACCUCACUACUAUAUAGGAUAUGUUACCUUCUCUUCAAUGAGUGCAGUGAAGGACUCUAGGCUCACCCGCCGGUUUAACUUAUGGCAUCAUCGACUUGCUUUUCAAUCAAAGCGAUUUCAUUACCAUAAAGAAAAACCUCUCUUUAGGGAUCAGCCCCGUCCUAGAUGUAAUAGUCAAUCAGCAGGACGUUCAAAGAAGCUAUGCACCUUCACUGAGUGUUAAUGAAAGAAGGCCCUUUCAUCUCAGCUACGGAAAGUUUUCUCAAAAAAUUAUUAUUCAGAAAAAUUACUCAAUUAUUGUAAUUUCAAGUAUAAAUUUACUCAAUUGAUUAAAGUGAUUACAUUUUUA
Messenger RNA from Lycium barbarum (goji berry), 1299 nucleotides. RefSeq names its product mitochondrial outer membrane protein porin of 36 kDa-like. The coding region runs from base 75 to 824 and encodes 249 amino acids. Lineage: Eukaryota; Viridiplantae; Streptophyta; Magnoliopsida; Solanales; Solanaceae. Gene Ontology annotation, molecular function: voltage-gated monoatomic anion channel activity. Gene Ontology annotation, biological process: monoatomic anion transmembrane transport. The record is from RefSeq and is a predicted model, not a curated record. The transcript is spliced from 5 exons. Gene Ontology annotation, cellular component: mitochondrial outer membrane.